GGCCAUCUCGCUCAGUUCGAUAUUUUCAGUGUUGCGAAAAAGGUGUAAACAAGAGUGCUGCUUCCCGGGCGCAUAUAUUAAGAGCCUGUAUUUUGGAUUUGAUCCAAUCACUCGUGCUUCACGUUCGAUCCGAUUCAAGUUCGGUGCCAAAGCCGUUGGCAAUGGAAACCGCUACGGGCAUCAUCGAUGGGCUGGGCGAUACGAAGGGUGCGGCGGACGAAAAGACGAAGCCCCCGGAGGUGCUGGUCGACAAGACCUACCACAUGUCGAACUACGCCAAGGAGGCACUGAAGAUGAUGUUUAUGAUGCGUUCCCACCACAUGCUGACGGACGUGACAUUGGUGAUAGAGAAGGAAACCUUCCAGGCCCACAAGGUGGUCCUCUCGGCGGCCAGUCCCUACUUCAAGGCCAUGUUCACCUCGGGACUGAAGGAGAGCGAAAUGUCACGGAUCACGCUGCAAGGGGUUUGUCCAACGGCUAUGGCCCGAAUCUUGUUCUUUAUGUACACCGGUCACAUACGGGUGACGGAGGUGACGGUAUGUCAGCUGCUUCCGGCCGCCACCAUGUUCCAGGUGCCAAACGUAGUCGACGCGUGCUGUUCCUUCCUGGAGCGACAGCUUGAUCCCACCAAUGCAAUUGGCAUCGCGAACUUCGCCGAGCAGCAUGGGUGCGAAUUGCUGCUCCAAAGAGCCAACCAGUUCAUCGAAAGAAACUUUAAUCAAAUCUGCCACGAGGAGGAAUUCCUGCAACUAUCUGUGAUUCAACUUAUUUGCUUGAUUAAAAGAGACGAACUAAACGUGCAGUGUGAGCGGGACGUUUACGAUGCCGUACUGAAAUGGGUUCGUUACGACGCGGAAAACCGAUACCCCAAGAUGGAGCACAUUCUCUACGCCGUACGGUGUCAACUGCUGACGCCGAACUUUCUCAAGGAACAAAUGUCCUCCUGCGAUGUUCUGAAGCGAGUGCCGGCCUGCCGAGAAUAUCUGGCGAAAGUUUUCGAAGAUCUUACCCUCCACAAACGGCCCUCGGUAAAGGAACGCAAACCGAACACAACUCGAAUGAUUUUCGUAGCCGGUGGAUACUACAGACAUUCCCUCGACACGCUGGAAUGCUACAACGUUGACGACAACGUGUGGACAAUGCUGCCCCGUCUAACGGUACCGCGCUCCGGGCUUGGCGCUGCAUUCCUCAAGGGUAGAUUCUACGCCGUCGGCGGACGGAACAAUACUCCCGGCUCGUCAUACGAUUCCGACUGGGUUGACCGGUACAAUCCGUUAACGGAGACGUGGCGACCGUGCGCGCCGAUGACCGUUCCCCGCAACCGCGUCGGAGUGGCGGUGAUGGACGAGCUGCUGUACGCUGUUGGCGGUUCUGCCGGCUCCGAGUACCACAGUUCGAUGGAAUUCUAUGACCCGGAACUGGACAAGUGGGCGCUGGUGCAGCCGAUGCACUCGAAACGCCUUGGUGUCGGUGUAGCCGUGGUCAACCGGCUGCUGUACGCCAUCGGAGGCUUCGACGGCCAGGACAGGCUCACCACCGUGGAGUGCUACCACCCGGAGAACAACGAAUGGACUAUGGUGCCGCCGAUGACGAUCGGACGCUCCGGCACGGGCGUGGCCGCUCUGCAUCAGUACAUCUAUGUGGUGGGCGGAUUCGACGGAACGCGGCAGCUCGAUUCGGUCGAACGAUUCGAUACCGAGCUUCAGACCUGGGACACGGUUGCGCCAAUCAAAGUUGCCAGGAGUGCCUUAUCUUUGACGGUCCUGGACGGGAAGCUCUACGCCAUGGGAGGUUACGAUGGGACGAACUUCUUGGGCAUUGUGGAAGUGUAUGAUCCCGCUACUAACACGUGGCAGGAUGGAACACCGCUCACCACGGGACGAAGUGGGCACGCUUCGGCGGUCAUUUACGCGCCAUGCAUUACCAAUGUCAUGGAAAAUCUCACUAUAGCUGAAGGAGACUCGCAGGGUGGCAAAGAUGAACGGGGGAAGGACGGAGAUAGCGGGUUUGGCUCUGGCAGUGGCGUUCAACCAAUGGAAUGCGAAGCUUCUAGCUCAAGCGAACCCUUGGGCGCAACCGGAGGGUCAUAUCGCACACAUUAUGAUGGAAUGACAAUCUAUGAGAGUAGUAGCAUCCCAUUCGCAGAUUGCGAACUACUGAAAACACUAUGCGAAGAAACACCUUGCAAUUGUCCGAUCAUAUCAAAUGGGAGGUACCGCACUAUCAGAGACGUACGACGGAAAAAGAGCAUAGCCAAGCCCGCCAAAGAAGCUGAUUCUAGUCAAAACCUCGUGAGACGACAAGCUCCACGAAAUGUGAGUCGCCCGGCGAUUAGUCCCCGAGUGGUCCUCCGGGUAAUGUUCCUUCUUUGCCCUAUGUUCCAUGGCCACCACCACCAACAAAUACAAGAAACAAUAUGGCGCCACCACGUAAUCCUAGUAAUAACCCAUCAGAUAACACUCGACCGGCAAGGCGCGACAAUUCCGGCCGCAAAAGCCCGGAUAAUUGCAAGGGAAAGGUGAAACGGAAAGCAUCCAGCGGCUGGACCGAAGACAACUGCGCCUUCCUGCGGCUCAAGCGACAAAUCACCUCUUUUGUGUCGUCCAUCGUAUCCCAUUGCCCUGCCGAACCGUGCCUUGCCAAUGUGGAAAAUAGGGCAUUGCCUCCUCCUCCUCCGGCGCCGCCUUCGCCUCCGCCUCCUUCUCCGCCACCGCCUCCACCGGCACCUGCGCCAGAACGUCCAGUGCUCCCUCACAUUGUGGUUCCACCACCUCGCUAUGUGCUACAAGGUCGCCUGAACCGUUCGUGUCCUAUGUAGCCCGAUCUUGGCCGUGGCGGAUGAGCCAUCCGAUCCAAUCCCUUGACAACGGUGUGAGGACCUUAAUUCAACAACUUCCUUAGUUCCAUUUCGAGCAAUUCAAAAUUACCCGAAUGAGCAUUCCUUUCCUGCUAGUUUUCGUAUCCUAAGUAGUAAAUUAUUGCCUGUACCAGCGGAAAGAAUUAAUUUUUCCGGUGUCGAAUUAGCAGUUAGAUAUGAUUUUACGCGGUAAACGGUGGCAUUCAUACUAUGUAUGAACGCGCCGUCUAACUUUAGUGGUAUCUGUUAUCUCACUUUUUAUCUGUGCACUCGUACAUGAUAGUGUAUUUGAAGGACGAUCCUGGUUACACCUCUUUUUACGUCCCGAGUAAGAUUUAACUCUUUGAUUGAACUUUGGAAUGCUGUCGGUAAUCCGCAUGAUGUAGAGAUCAAAACUGCGUCCACAAUGCAGACGAAUGAAGAAUAACCAAUAGUUAAGGCAUCACUUUGAAUCCACUAUUCUAGGGACCUAGCUUGUGAAAAGUGUCAUACAACUUGUGUAAAUAUGUCAUACAGAAAUAGGUUUAUAUUAUAAUGACGGUCAAAAUACAACUAUUGUAUAGAAUACAGAAAUCAGAGAAUUGUUU
Molecule: messenger RNA, 3444 nt
Organism: Aedes aegypti (yellow fever mosquito)
Lineage: Eukaryota; Metazoa; Arthropoda; Insecta; Diptera; Culicidae
Gene: Keap1
Product: kelch-like ECH-associated protein 1
Exons: 5
Coding region: 162-2522 (786 amino acids)
Molecular function (GO): protein binding
Source: RefSeq, a predicted model, not a curated record